GCCUAGUCUGUUGAGACACCUGGAUUAAGAUAAGCUGAUCACGAUUAACUUUGAUGUCCACAGUCGAGACAUCCAGGAUGUUCAGUUCUUGCUUGUGAGACCAGCUGCCCAAUGUCCAGUGCUGUUGCUGGAAUAACACUAGACUUAGGUUUUGGAGCCAGAUUCACCUCCAUAGCAUAAAGCAGUGCCAUAUUCAGAAUCAUGCUGAGUGGACAGGACAGAAGCGCUCCUGUCACAGAUGGCAGAGGGACCUCAGGUGAUGCCAGGACCAGACCAGCAACAAUCAACAAUCUGAAGCCCAAAUCCAGCCUUGUUGUGUUGAGCAAACCUGGAGAUGGAAUACGCAACCAGAUGUACAUUUCCACAGUGGGUCAACACACCCUCAUGAUGAAACAGUCAGCUGUCAUCGUUUACUCAUUCGUAAAGAGAUACUCCCACAGAGCAAUAAUCAACCGUAUUCAACGGGUGGAAAUCCCCUUCCUUUGCCAGACAUCAUGCCAAGCCAGGCUUCCAAACCGUGUGUGUCCAUGCGCCGCCACAAGAGCACCACAGAUUUGCCAUACAGCCCACAGCGUGGGUACGUCCGCGCCCAGAGAACCUCUAUCUGCGCCCCCACCGAGGCUGAGCUGGAGAUGAUGAGGCGUUGCUCCUUGCGUGAGGCGAACGUUCGUCCAUGCUGCCGCCAUGCUCUUAGCGUUCCCAACAUGGCAAGCCAAUGCACUAGCCCUCUGUGCAGCACCCCAUCCCGCAGUGCCCUCGGCACUCCUGUACGGGAUGUGGAGUGCAGUUCUAAAGCACGCAACAAGCUAAUCGAGAACGAGAGCGCGCAGACUCCUACUUACCCCCCGGAGCUUCGCGAGCAGUGCCGCUACGUCUCCAAAGAUGGGAAGUGUCGUGUAGACUUGGCAUACAUGGCUGAGAGAGAACGAUUCCUGGCUGACAUCUUCACUUCAUUUGUGGACCUUCAGUAUCGAUGGUUUCUCUUUGUGUUCAUGAUGUGCUAUGCAGUCACCUGGUUUAUAUUUGCAGGGCUUUAUUCGCUAAAUGCAUUCCUGCGUGGAGAUCUUGAAGUUCCUGCUGACACUGAUGUGUGCUACCCCAACGUAGAUGGAUUUGUGUCAGCGCUGCUCUUCUCUGUGGAAACACAGAGGACUAUUGGUUAUGGCGCGCGCACGGUCUCGCCACGCUGCUACGAAGGUGUGUUUUUGGUCAUGGCGCAGUGCAUUGUGGGAUCCAUGAUCGAUGCCCUCAUGGUGGGCUGCAUGUUCGUCAAAAUUUCACGCCCCAAGAAACGAGCCGAAACGCUUCUUUUCAGUCGGACUUGUGUUGUGGCCAACCGUGAUGACCGUCUCUGCCUUAUGUUCCGACUCGGCGACCUGCGUGAGAGCCACAUGGUGGAUGCCAAAGUGCGAGCUAAACUCAUCAAGUCUCGGCAGACGUCGGAGGGAGAAUUCCUACCGCUGGAGCAGUCUGAGAUCGACCUGGGCUACGAGAGCGGCUCUGACCGCCUGUUCCUGGUGGAGCCACAGGUCAUUCAACACACUAUCGAUUCCAGCAGUCCUUUCUGGGAACUUGGGCCGGAGCAGCUACGGAAGCAACAGUUUGAGAUUAUUGUCAUCUUGGAGGGCAUUGUGGAAGCCACAGGAAUGAUGUGCCAAGCAAAGACGUCCUACAUCGAGACUGAGAUCGAAUGGGGAGCCCGCUUUGAGCCGUGCAUGACAUUGGAGAAGGGGGCGUUCCGAGUCGACCUGAGACGGUUCCACAGUACAUAUCCGGUGCCUCUUCCGCCGUGCAGCGCGCAAGAUGCGCACCACCUACAGACUUUGCAAGUGGGACUAGAACUCCAGGAAUCUCUCAAAGAGAGUGUUAACUGGAAAUUGGGUGGGGACGAUCAAGAAGACGACACCGUGAAACCAACAGGAGCAUGUAUUUUCCCUAUCCACAACAUCCAGGAGGAGCGAGUGUCAGAAGUCAACGAAUGCGAUUCUUUGUAGUUGUUAUGAGUGCGAUAGUAACGCUCCACUUUAGGUGCGUUCACGCCAUGUCGAAAUUACCGUAAUUACCAAAUUCUGAACAGUAUAAAGUGUUGACGUCCUCUUGGAACUCGCAAUUACAAUUUGUAUUCUCCGAAUUUUCCGAGAGAGCUCCAAAACGUUACCAUUAAGUUAUGAAAACGUUAUUUCGGAAUGUACUCACAACGUUUUUCUUGGUUAUGAAAACCUGAGCCUAUUAUAAUUCCCAAGUAUUAUGGAAAUGUUACUUUUGAAUGUUUUCUGAACCAUCUGAAAAAGUUGUAGGCUUAAGUAACGUUUAAAAUCAUUAGACAAACGUCUAACUAAAAUGUUUCAGAAAAAGGUUCCAUUAAUGAAUCAUGAUGUACAUAUUUUGUGCUAAUGAUUUGAUGUUUUAAAAGACCAGAUAACUUUGAAAGAAAAUUUGUUCAUAAUUUUGAGAGAACUUUGACAGAAUAUUAGCCAAAGUUCUAAGAAUUCUAAUGGAUUCUUCUGAAGCUAAAAAAAUCACUAAUGAUGAAGGAGUCUGUGCCAUUAUACACGAUUUUCGUGAAACUCUAGAACUAGGACUAGAAACUCUGCCCACAAUCUGCAGACUGUAAUAAUUGGUAACAAUCCUUCUCAUGACUACAGUGACCUAAAUUAAGUUUCUAAAUUAUACAUUUAUAAAAAAGAAUAAAUAUGAUAAUAGUGUGGAGGAGACCAAUAGUUUCCACAAAGAAGUAUGCAAUAUUUUUCUAGAAAUUCUUGUCUAUGCUGUUUUAAACAAAAUAAAUAAAUGUAUUUUACACACACACACACACAAAA
Ctenopharyngodon idella (grass carp) is the source of this 2819-nucleotide messenger RNA. Its product is annotated as G protein-activated inward rectifier potassium channel 3-like. The transcript has 4 exons. The record is from RefSeq and is a predicted model, not a curated record. The coding region runs from base 495 to 1994 and encodes 499 amino acids. Gene Ontology annotation, biological process: regulation of monoatomic ion transmembrane transport; potassium ion import across plasma membrane. Gene Ontology annotation, cellular component: plasma membrane. NCBI's taxonomy places the organism in Eukaryota, Metazoa, Chordata, Actinopteri, Cypriniformes, Xenocyprididae. Gene Ontology annotation, molecular function: inward rectifier potassium channel activity.